Molecule: messenger RNA, 2571 nt
Organism: Aptenodytes forsteri (emperor penguin)
Lineage: Eukaryota; Metazoa; Chordata; Aves; Sphenisciformes; Spheniscidae
Gene: AKAP8
Product: A-kinase anchoring protein 8
Exons: 18
Coding region: 1-2571 (856 amino acids)
Cellular component (GO): nucleus; nuclear matrix
Molecular function (GO): DNA binding; protein kinase A regulatory subunit binding
Source: RefSeq, a predicted model, not a curated record
AUGGAACUUAAAAGCGGGGAGCUUUAUCCUAUAGAAUCUGGAGUUGAGAAACGGGGCGACCUGCCCGGAGAAAAGCUUCCCUGCGCUGGCUUCGCUUUCUCUUCCCGUUUUUUCUCCGGCCGGGAGCUCGGCGUGCGCUGGGAUGGUGCCUGUGACAACCAGGGGUUUGGUGUCCCUUGGCGUCACUCGGAACGAUCGCGUGCGCUCAGCAGUUUGUUUGCAAGAGGUUAUGGCACCUGGAACACUGGGGCCACCAACACUCCAGGUACAUACGCAACGAAUGCGACGAGUUGGCAAGGUUAUGAAGGCUACGACUAUUACAACACCCAAACCACCGCCGCUAAUACAGCGGCCACGUACAACUACGCCGCAGCCGCUGCCACCUCCAGCAGCUGGGAAACACCCAAAACUUCGGAUAUGAGCAUGAACGCCGACGUCAACGCCGCCAUGCCCGUCGCCUCGUACGGCGCCGAGACUUCGGCGAACGAGAACUCGGAUUCCAUCAUAGCCAAGAUCAACCAGCGUUUGGAUAUGCUGUCGAAGGAGGGCAGCGGUGGGACAGGGGAGGGGAUGGAAGAUCAGGAGAGCUCUUUCAGAUUUGAGUCUUUCGAAUCAUACGACUCGAGGUCUUCAAUGAACGACCGCGACGUGUACCGAUCCGGCUACGAUUACGGAGAAGUCGGAACCGAUCGGAACGAUUCCUUCGGGAGCCAGUUCGAUAACCGCAGGGAUCAGUCUCGUAACCGAGGAAACAACUACGGCCUCAUCCGAGGACGGGGUCAAAACCGCGUUCAAAAUCGCGGGCGUCUAAACGCUUUCAACCGCACCGACCACUUCAUGCCCUCCUCCAGCUCCGAGCGCCUCUCGGCUCGUUGGAACGAGUUGAACUACAUGGGUGGGCGCGGGAUGGGGGGUGCCGGAUCCAACAGGCUCCCUUCCCUCUUUUCCCAAGCCCUCGUUCCCGACUACGGCGACUACGGAGACUACGGAGAUUACGGCGACUACGGCGACUAUGGGGAUUACGGUGAUUAUGGCGACUACGGAGAUUAUGGUGACUACGGAGACUAUGACUAUGGCAUGAUGGGGAUGUCGGGCAUGGGAAUGGGACGGUAUGGGAAUAUGCCGUAUGGAAUGGGGAGGCAACGAAACAGAGACAGGAUGGGUACGGUGCCCUGGCACAUGAACGCGCUCAUGCCCAAGAGAAGAGGUUUCCGAAACCGUUCAGGAGGGCGAUCGGACGGCGAGGGAGGAGGACGCAAGCGAAAACAGUCGCAAAGCGGAGAUGAGCCGGACAGCAAACAGGCGAAGACCGACAGCGAAGGAGACGACACCGAGAACGAUGAGGGCGAAGGAGAGGAAAAAUCAGGAGAUGAAGCUGACAAAGGUGAGAACGGGAAUUGGGGCCGUUUGGCGGAGGAAGCAUCUGGAGAUGGCUGUGAAGACGACGAUGAGGAGGUGAAAAAGAAGAGGGAGAAGCAGCGGAGAAGGGAUAGGAUGCGCGAUCGCGCUAUGGACAGGAUCCAGUUUGCCUGUUCCGUCUGCAAGUUCCGCAGUUUUGAGGAAGAGGAGAUCCAGAAACACCUCCAGAGCAAGUUUCACAAGGAGACCUUGCGCUACAUCGGCACCAAACUCCCGGAUAAAACGGUCGAGUUCCUGCAGGAGUACAUCGUCAACAGGAAUAAGAAAAUCGAGAAGCGGCGCCAGGAGCUGACCGAGAAAGAGGGCGCAAAACAGAAGCCGGAUCCUUUUAAGGGUAUUGGCCAGGAACACUUCUUCAAGAAGAUCGAGGCGGCUCACUGCAUGGCGUGCGACAUGUUAAUUCCUGCGCAGAACCACCUUCUCCAGAGGCACCUGCGCUCUGCCGAUCACAACAGAAACCGCAGGAUGGCUGCGGAGCAAUUCAAGAAAACCAGCUUACACGUCGCCAAGAGCGUCCUGAAUAAUAAACACAUCGUAAAGAUGCUGGAAAAAUACCUCAAGGGAGAAGAUCCCUUUACGGAUGAAAUCGCGGAUCAGGAUGUGGAGGAGGCGGCGACGGGGGAGGGGCGACCACAGCCGCCGCCGUCGAGGUUGCCCAGGAAGGAGGAGGAGGAAUCGGGGAAGCCGCGGAAGCGGCGGAAACGACGAGCUGGAAGCGGAGGGGUUGCCCAGGAAGGAGGAGGAGGAAUCGGGGAAGCCGCGGAAGCGGCGGAAGCUUCCGAAGAGUUUUCCAAACCUGAGGAAUUUCUUAAAAAUCUGGGGGAGCAAGAUCAGCCCCCCAAACCGCUGCUGAUGCCCCCGUUCCUGCAAGACGACGAGCUGGAAGCGGAGGAGAUGGCGUCGGAGGCGCCGGCGGACGGGGAAAAGCCGCAGAGAGAGCUGUUGGUGAUGAUUUUCUUCAGCUUAGCGCAGGGAAUACUCAUUCCACCAAAGCUGGUGCUGAAGGUAGGUUUCCAGCAUGUCAGCGUACGGACCGGCCUCGCCUGUAAAACCCGAGCGUCGAGAGCCCGGGUGCGCUCGAUACUCGACGUCUUGCUCUGGUUUAGGGAGCCGAGGAAGAAUUCGGUGGUGGGUAAAAGGGAUGAGCGCUAA